Messenger RNA from Euleptes europaea (tarantolino), 3689 nucleotides. RefSeq names its product PR/SET domain 15 (gene PRDM15). Gene Ontology annotation, cellular component: cytoplasm; nucleus. Gene Ontology annotation, biological process: cell fate commitment; regulation of transcription by RNA polymerase II. The transcript has 26 exons. Bases 19 to 3564 code for a protein of 1181 amino acids. NCBI's taxonomy places the organism in Eukaryota, Metazoa, Chordata, Lepidosauria, Squamata, Sphaerodactylidae. The record is from RefSeq and is a predicted model, not a curated record. Gene Ontology annotation, molecular function: histone deacetylase binding; RNA polymerase II cis-regulatory region sequence-specific DNA binding; DNA-binding transcription factor activity.
CAAAAGCAGAUUUCAGAAAUGGCAGAAGAUGGCAAUGAGGAGACAAUGUUUAUAUGGUGUGAAGACUGUAGUCAGUAUCAUGAUUCAGAAUGUCCAGAACUGGGGCCGGUAGUGACUGUCAAAGACUCCUUUGUAUUAAGUAGAGCAAGGUCAUCCCUUCCAUCCAAUUUGGAGAUUAGACAACUUGAAGAUGGAACUGAAGGUGUUUUUGCAGUGACUCAGAUGGUCAAGCGUACCCAGUUUGGCCCUUUUGAAUCCAAAAGAGUUGCCAAACUGGAAAAGGAGCCAGCAUUUCUGUUGAAGGUUUUUCAGAAGGAUGGUCCUCCAGUAUAUUUUGAUACCUCUAAUGAAGAUGAUUGUAACUGGAUGAUGAUGGUGAGAUCAGCCACACAGUAUGAACACCAGAACCUGACUGCCUUCCAGCAUGAUAAUGACAUUUACUUUACUACUUCCCGGGAUAUCCCACCGGGAACUGAAUUAAGAGUAUGGUACGCAGCAUUUUAUGCAAAAAAAAUGGAAAAGCCUGUUCUAAAGCAGGUUACUAGCACUGCCAAUGACAUGUGCUUAGUUGUGAUGGAAUGUGACCAAGAAGGAAACAAAAUUACUUCAAAGCCUUCUGACACAUGUGUCUUUUCUGUCAAGAAAGUCAAGAAAUCCCGAUUUCAUGAGGCCGAUCUUACAGAGAGCACUCCAGAUAGUGGUGGGCCUCUUGAAACAGAGUCUAACCAGUGGACAUGUAAAGUAUGCUCAACAACUUUCCAAGAACCUCAGCUGCUGACAGAACAUCUGUUGUGUCACUUGGAACAAGCCAAAGGAGCUCCUCCGGGCAAUCAAAGUGACGCACUUCCAGAGGAGGAUGUGGAGGCUCACCCUUCAGAUCAGCCUAUAAUCUGUGAAAACACCAACAUUAAGGUGGAUAUGAAAAAAAAACCACGAAGGGGAAGGAAGCCAAAAGUGGCGAAAGCGGAAGCUCCCCUUGUGACUGUGGAUGAUAAUGACCAUUCUGAGGAUCAUGUUGCUGAAAUUAUAACAGAAAUCCCGCCUGAUGAGGUAGCUCUUCCUUCUGCUGCAGAAGAAAGGAUCAUGGAGCUGGUUUUAGGGAAGCUACCCAGUACUGGAAACAGUAUGAAUCCCAUAACAAAAAAAUAUCCUCAUCAUCAAAGCUCUAUGUCCCUCAAGAGAAGUUUAAUCCUCUCUAGUAGACAUGGGAUACGGCGAAAGCUGAUUAAGCAACUUGGAGAACACAAGCGGGUAUAUCAGUGUAACAUCUGCAGUAAGAUGUUCCAGAAUAGCAGCAACCUCAGCAGGCACAUCCGCUCUCAUGGUGACAAAUUAUUUAAAUGUGAAGAAUGUGGCAAGCUUUUCAGUCGCAAAGAGAGUCUGAAGCAGCACGUUUCCUAUAAACACAGUAGGAAUGAGGUUGACAGUGAAUACAGGUACAGGUGUGCUACAUGUGAAAAAGCUUUUCGGAUAGAGAGUGCAUUAGAAUUCCACAAUUGUAGGACAGAUGACAAGACAUUUCAGUGUGAGAUGUGUUUCAGAUUCUUUUCUACAAACAGCAACCUCUCAAAACACAAAAAGAAACAUGGGGACAAGAAAUUUGCCUGUGAGAUCUGCAACAAGUUGUUUUACCGGAAAGAUGUCAUGUUGGAUCACCAGAGGCGGCACCUGGAAGGAGUGAGGCGUGUAAAAAGAGAGGACUUUGAGCACAGCACAGACAACAUGGUCCGCUACAAGAAGGAGCCCUCUGGUUGUCCUGUGUGUGGAAAGAUAUUUUCUUGUAGGAGCAAUAUGAACAAGCAUCUCCUUACCCAUGGAGAUAAGAAAUACACCUGUGAGAUUUGUGGGCGUAAAUUCUUCAGGGUGGACGUACUGAGAGACCAUAUUCAUGUUCAUUUUAAGGACAUUGCAAUAAUGGAUGACCACCAAAGGGAAGAGUUCAUUGGCAAAAUAGGAAUCUCUUCAGAGGAAAAUGAUGAAAAUUCAGAUGGAAGUGUGGAUUCCGAGCCUCACAAGUAUAGCUGCAAAAGGUGCCAGUUAACAUUUGGCCGAGGAAAGGAGUACUUAAAACACAUCAUGGAAGUCCACAAGGAGAAGGGAUAUGGCUGUAGCAUCUGCCAUAGACGUUUUGCCUUGAAGGCCACUUACCACGCACACAUGGUCAUUCACCGGGAGAACCUGCCUGACCCCAAUGUGCAGAAAUAUAUCCAUCCAUGUGAAAUCUGUGGAAGGAUUUUUAACAGCAUAGGGAAUUUAGAGCGGCAUAAACUUAUUCAUACAGGUGUGAAAAGUCAUGCCUGUGAACAAUGUGGUAAGUCAUUUGCAAGGAAGGAUAUGUUAAAAGAACAUAUGAGAGUCCAUGAUAAUAUCCGAGAAUACCUAUGUGCAGAAUGUGGCAAAGGCAUGAAAACAAAACACGCAUUGCGCCAUCACAUGAAACUACACAAAGGAAUAAAAGAGUAUGAAUGCAUGGAAUGCCAUCGGAAAUUUGCACAGAAAGUCAACAUGCUGAAGCAUUACAAAAGGCAUACAGGAAUCAAAGAUUUCAUGUGUGAGCUCUGUGGGAAAACGUUUAGUGAAAGGAACACAAUGGAGACGCAUAAACUUAUUCACACAGUGGGGAAGCAGUGGACAUGUUCAGUGUGUGAUAAAAAGUAUGUCACUGAUUACAUGCUCCAGAAACACAUCCAGCUGACCCAUGAUAAGGUAGAAGCUCAGAGCUGUCAUCUCUGUGGAACGAAGGUUUCUACCAGAGCAUCAAUGAGCCGUCACAUGAGACGAAAACAUCCAGAGGUGCUUUCAGUUAGGAUCGAUGACUUAGAACAGCUCCCAGAGACCACUACGGUCGAUGCUUCAUCUAUAGGGAUUGUGCAGCCAGAUCUGUCUCUGGAACAAGGAGAGCUACCAGAGGCCAAGCGUGUGAAGACUCAUAAACGUGGCCAUAAACGAAAGCCUAAACCAGGUGACGAGGAGGAAGUCCAAGUACCUGAGGACUCUGCCUUCAGUGAAUAUACAGAAAAAGAAGUCGAGUUCACAGGAAAUGUGGGGGAUGAGACCAAUUCAGCUGUGCAAAGCAUUCAGCAGGUGGUGGUGACCCUUGGCAAUCCAAAUGUUACAGCGCCUUCUAGCUCUGUUGGUCUAACCAAUAUCAGCGUCACUCCCAUCACCACUCUAGCAGGGACUCCAUUUACAAACCUACAACCUGUAGCUGUAGGCCAUCUUGCAACUCCUGAACGCCAGUUACAACUAGACAAUUCAAUUCUCACAGUGACAUUUGAUACAGUUACUGGUUCUGCCAUGCUGCAUGGCAACCGACAAAAUGAUAUUCAAAUACAGCCACAGCCUGAAGCAACCAGUCCUCAGUCGGUGGCGCACUUUAUAAACCUAACAACUCUGGUGAACUCCAUUGCUCCAUUAGGGAGCCAGAUGUCAGAACAGCAUCCCUUGACGUGGAGAGCAGUGCCUCAAACCGAUGUCCUGCAGACUCAGGCUCAGCCAACGCCACCACAAACAGGGCAGCAGCAGGUUCCAACAGAACAGCAGCAGCAGAUGUACAGCUACUAGUUUGUACUUGAAAGAAGAUUCCAAACUGUGAAUGGGUUUGAAUGAGCCCUGGGGGCACUUAGCAGCAGCAACUGCUGGAUACCAAACAGAGGUGGAAGGAAGGAGCUUAAAGAACGACAUGUAAG